UCAUCAUAAAACAAGCUGCUGUUUAUUUGCAGGAGCUACUUUAAGUAUGAAUCUUUGUGACAAGGGAGAAGGACAUGGACUGUCUGGUUUAUCUUCAAUCCAUCAGCUGAAGGUACCCCUGUCAGAACAAAGCACUGGAGAAAAAUCUGUCAGGGUCAAACACCGCCGAACAAGACGGGAACGCAACUACAUCAAAUUUGGCACAAAGGUUACUGGCAGAAUUCCACAACAAAGACCCAACCGCAGGGGCCUACAGAAGAUGCUGCCCCCUUUCUGGAGCUCCCAGCUUAGCAACUGUGCUAAAUCAACUCCCAUCAAAGGGACCCAUCUUGCAAAACCUGUGAUCAUAACCCAGAACAGACUCACGCAGCAUCUGGGCAUCUUUAACAGAGAGGUGAAAUCUGCUGAUAUUGAGAGACUAUUGAGUCCCAGGGCUGAGCAUGAUGUAAUGGAGGUAACUCCUAUACAGAGAGCCAGUGGAGGGCUAUUGGGAGAAGAGAUAGAGUCCUGUAGCUCUCUUGAUACAAACCAGAAAUCUAUUCCUAGAGAGCAAGUUGAAUGCACUUUAAAGAAUUCAAGCACAUUGCAUGAGGAUUCUCACUUUACUGUAAUGCCAGCUGCCCCUGUAUCAGUCAGGGAACUUCAUCCUCUAGCUGCUCUGCAGGAAGUAGAUGCAGGCUACAGACCUUCAUCAGCACCUGCUGCUGUGAAGUUUGAUCAACAGGCUAUAGAGGCUGAAGCUUUCCAAAGCAAUAAUAGCAAUAAUGCAAUGACACUGAAUGACAAGGAAAAUGUCCCCCCGGUCCCUGCAGAAGGAGUUGAGUUGAGUAAAAGUACAUAUCUAAUAAAGGAACUUGCUCAGCACUUAGAAAAACUCUUGGACCUCAAGGCAAUAUUCCCUGGGCGUAAUUUAAUCACUGAAAUGCGCCAGACUGUUAUCAAUGCCCUGUUGCAGCAAAAUAAAACCAUACCAGAUUUUUCUGUUUUGACGUCGCUCAGGAAAGAAGCAGGUAGUUGUAACAUAGAUGACUUCCAUGCAGAUUCCAAGAACCCAGAUAACAGAGGCCAGAAAAAGUUGCAUUUGGAACUGAAAUCUAGCAACUGCAGCAGCAGAAACUCUGAGCAGAGUGUUUCUCUGAAAAGGCAAAGAGAACAAGAACAAUUUUUCCUUACCUGCUUCUCUCACGGUCCUAUUCAUGCAGCUGUAAGAGUGGUGAGCGCAAUAAACGCAGAUGAGAGACUGGCCCAAAGAGAAGAUUUGGAAUUGUUUGCUGAGCCAGAAGUGCGUGACCAGCAGAGUUUCUUUUUAACGGCAGCUCAGCCUCAUUCUCUUCUGUCAUCAUCUUCCCAGUGUCUAAAUUCAGCCAGAAGUUCCUUCGCACCAGAGGAACAAUGUGCUUUGCAAGCAGUCAGAACUGCUCGGCACUGGGAGCAAGGCCUGGGGGAACCCAGAGGCAAGCAAGAAAGGUCUGAAGCCACCAAGAGAGUGCUGCUGAAAAAGGUGGAUAUUUCCAAAAGGUAUCAUCAACCUCUUGCUGCCCAAGAUUCCUUUGGAUCAGCCGGUCUUAGCAAAGGCCCUGGUUGUUUCCUUUUGGCUGAUCCACAGAAAUAUUCUUAUGUCUAUAAACUAAGCCCAGAUCAGUGGAAUUUACGGGAAGCAGAGUCUGUUCCAGUGUACAAUUUGCAUCCUUCACAGGAGCUGUGUAGUUCUCAGUCUCUAGAUUUAGGACUCAGAACUAUAGAAAGAGUUGCCUCUGAGUCCCAGACUUCUUUCGAUGUUUUAAAAAGUAUCUGGAGUCCUAAACUGCCCAGCAAGGAAGCCAAACUCCCAGUCUCCCGAGCCCUGGGCUAUUCUUCUUUGGCUCACCGAUCACUGUCUUCCAGAGAGUUGAACUCAGAACAAGGACAGCCCAAGGAAUUUUUCCAGCUGUGUAAUAUCAUCUCUCAGCAGCCUCAUUCCUAUAGGCAGUAUUUUCAGCAAGAGGUGUCUGCACCCAGCAGACACCCCCAGCUAAAGAAUGGGUUCUCUGUGCUAGGAAAACCUAGGCUCUAUUGCCAGAAAGUCUCUGCAGAGCAGGGGAGAACCUCACACAAUUACCAGUUCUGGGGGCUGGCUGAGGCCUCUGAAAAAAUGCAAGGUACUAGAGAAAAAGGUUCUUCCAGACCUGGGAACCAGGUUUGUGCUCUGGAGAGACUACUUCACCUGGAAGAAGCACAACAGCUGCAAGUUUUACAGCAACUGCCAAUGUCUUAUUUCCCCCCUUCUGAAGCUUUAGAGAAUGGGAAUUCUCCUCUCUGCACCUUACAGGGCCAUCUGUUGGGGCAAUCCAGCCCUGAACCCUGGGCCUUUCCUAGAAUGAAGUUGUACUGA
This is a messenger RNA of Python bivittatus (Burmese python), 2371 nucleotides long. Lineage: Eukaryota; Metazoa; Chordata; Lepidosauria; Squamata; Pythonidae. The record is from RefSeq and is a predicted model, not a curated record.